AUGAUGGAGGACUUCAACAGCGAGACGGAUAGUGACUACACAAGUUACUGGAGAGACUGGUUUGUCUCUUCCCGAGGAAAUGAGUACUUCUGCGAGAUCGACGAGGACUACCUGACAGAUCGGUUCAACUUGACUGGUCUGAACACCGAGGUUCCGUACUAUCAGUAUGCACUGGACCUGGUGACCGAUGUCUUCGAUCUGGAUGCCGACGAUGAUCUGCGUGAGCAGAUCGAAAAGUCCGCCCGUCACCUUUAUGGCCUUGUUCAUGCCCGUUACAUUGUCACUACCCGUGGUCUUGCUAAGAUGCUUGAUAAGUACAAGAAAUGCGACUUUGGAAAAUGCCCCCGCGUUGUGUGCGAAGGACACCCACUUCUGCCCAUGGGCCAGUUUGAUCUCCCCAACAUGAGCACCGUCAAGCUAUACUGUCCCAAGUGCGAGGACAUCUACAACCCCAAAUCCUCCCGACACGCCUCCAUCGACGGCGCCUACUUCGGAACCUCCUUCCACUCAAUCCUAUUCCAGGUCUACCCGGCCCUUAACCCCGAGAAGAGCAUGCGCCGCUAUGAGCCCAAAAUCUACGGCUUCAAAGUUCACGCUGCGGCUGCGCUCGCCCGCUGGCAAGAUGGCUGGCGCGAGGAUUUGCACUGGCGCCUAGCUGAGUUUGACAUGACCCACAAAUUUAUCGAAGAAAGUGAGAGCGAAGAAGAUGGAUUCGAUUACGCUGAAGAGCCCGAGGGUGCUAAGGUCGACAAGGUGGUGGCAGAGACUGCAUCGGGCCGGAUGGAUUUGGGCAAAUGA
Messenger RNA from Penicillium atrosanguineum, 798 nucleotides. RefSeq names its product casein kinase II subunit beta family protein. Gene Ontology annotation, molecular function: protein kinase regulator activity. The record is from RefSeq and is a predicted model, not a curated record. NCBI's taxonomy places the organism in Eukaryota, Fungi, Ascomycota, Eurotiomycetes, Eurotiales, Aspergillaceae. Gene Ontology annotation, cellular component: cytoplasm; protein kinase CK2 complex. The coding region runs from base 1 to 798 and encodes 265 amino acids. The transcript is spliced from 3 exons.